Fusarium musae is the source of this 2811-nucleotide messenger RNA. RefSeq lists its product as uncharacterized. NCBI's taxonomy places the organism in Eukaryota, Fungi, Ascomycota, Sordariomycetes, Hypocreales, Nectriaceae. The record is from RefSeq and is a predicted model, not a curated record. The transcript has 4 exons. The coding region runs from base 1 to 2811 and encodes 936 amino acids. Gene Ontology annotation, molecular function: DNA binding.
AUGAACCAUUCGAAGUACAAGGAUAUCAGUGCUAAAGCAGAGGGAGACUUCCUCUGGGCUGUUUUGGUAACUCGUUUUCUCCUUGAGGAUCCGCCUCUCGUGCUUGAUGCCUACAACGGAGCAGAUAGUGUUGCAGGCAUCCCCAACAAUCUACCAGGCCUAGUGAAGCUUGUGACAGAAUCUUUGUCUUGUGGAAAAGCUGCUGAGUACCUGGCAAUGGCUCGCGAAGCAAAACGGUACCUAGCUGCCGAAAUCCUCUACUUUCACAACUUCGACUUUGCCAAUGAUAUGUACGCUUUCAUGACACCGAAGGAACUUUUAUCGACACGUGUCGAGAAAACAAAAGAACUACAUCACCGGAUUUAUCGUGACAUCAUACAGACGUGUGGGGGACUACUGGAAGUUGUCGAUGGACAAGUUGUCUUCGUGCAUCGAGCUGUUUUGGAAUUGAUGCAUUCUGAAGAGUUUCACAACUACUUACUUACCAAAGCUCGGAAAGGGUUCGAUUCUGACCUUUCGGUCUUCAAAGCAUCAGUUUCUUGGUUCAAGCGCAAAUGUUUCAGGAGCGGCGAAUUCGUCGACUUACAGCCCGAGCCGGCGGCGGUCACUCUAGCAUAUGUCAAGAGUCUUUCAAAGUUCCAUAGGAAAUUAGGAAGUACCUUGCCCGAUUUUCAGGAUACAUUUAAUAAGCCAGUCGACGUUUACUGGAUGACAAAGGCUGUCAACAUCCGAGGAGGCUUUCACAACGUAUGCAAGCACGAAAGAUGGCUGGAUGUUGUCAAAGACUUGGGAUAUAGCGACGAUACUGCACUAUCAGUUUCAGAUCCACUCAAGAAGCUGUAUAAGCGAUGGCUUCAUCCGUACGAAGAGCAUCUGCACCAAAAGAAGCUAGAAGAUCACGACCCUAUGAAAGAUAUUGAAGACCUUGUUGAGAGCUUGAGGAAAUGCCUUGAAUAUGCACGACGUUGCGAUCAGAAGGAAAAUAUUGUUGCCACAACUUGGGCGCUCCUUGACAAUAUUGAAGAAUCUCUGUUGUCGAUGACUGCGAGAAAUCAAUUCAACAUAUCAGACUUGUCUAUGACAAGGGGUAUUUAUCGUCAUCUUGUGAUUGAAUCUGGUAUCCAGAGAUACAUCGCGAACAAACUCUGGGUUGAUCCAGGAUAUUUUGACAACAAAUAUUCACAGAACUACCGGUCUCGAAAAUACCUCUCGAGCUACUUCCUCCCAGACUACCCGGAGCUUAGUAGACAAAUAUUGAUGCUCAUUCCCGGAAGCGACUCCAGGACGAUAGGUUUCACAACAAUCACCUCAGUCACGCGGGACGGAAUCACAGAGAGCAUUGAGGGUCUAAAUUCUACGGCUGUGACUUCAAUUGAGCUUCCAGAAGGUAUAGAGGUUGAAUCUCCUAAAGACGGUGCAGUGUGCAAUAGUGCGAGAGCAGAGUCGGAUGCAUUCGUUGAUGAAGUUGACUCAAUUCAGUCGAUUGACGAGGACAUUCAGUCAAACAACAGCAGCAUUGCACGGACUCUAGGCACCAUCGCGGCUGAGCGCCACAUUGGCGACUUGCUUUCCCAGCAUCCGGAUCUCCGCUUUAUCAUUGAUAUAUCCUCAGAACUCAUGCCAAAGGAGAGGCUCGAGCGCAACAUUCGGAGAUCACUCAAGCUUUUGUAUCUUAAACUCAGAGAGCACGCGGAAAAGCACAUCGAAAUCCAGGUUUGGACAACUCGAAUGCUUAAGGGGCGAGGUUCAAGGACUAGAAUCUCAAAAAGAACUGUCGAUGGCGAGUUAGCAUCCCUAUCUCCAGUGAAUAGCAAUGAAGAAGAGGAAGAAAUACGCCCAAGCUUUCGGAAAGAUCGAGCUUAUCUAAACAAUUGGAUAUUAAAAACGGAAUUGGCUCCAAGACCAGAUGAGAAGCCUCAGCAGCCAGCAGAUGAGACUGAACAUACUAAGCUGGCAGAAAGCGAUGACGAUAUUAGUGAAGAAAUACAGAGUGAUUCUGAAGAAUUUCAAGCAGUUCAAGUUGCAGAAGAAUUUCUCAUGAAGGGUCCUCCUUUCCAGGCGUUCUUGGGACACCUUGGGCUCUCAUUGUUACCUGAUGCUCUCAAGCAGGUCAUGCAAUUAGCUACGUGGGAUACCAUUGAGCUGAUUGAUACUCCGGCAGAAGUCUCACUUUCUGAUCAAAUCAAGACUUCUGUGGAAAAGCUGACCGGCAGCCCCUGGGAUUGGUGGCCACUCAGACCGCCGGAGGUACCUGUGCGAAGGGGAUACGUACGAAUGAACUGGGCUUGUCAUUGCGGCAAGCCGUUUUGGGUAGACAUUACUCCCUCUCAAGCACGAAUUAUUAAGAGAAUGACCCAGAACCCUACCACGUUUGCUGAAGACCACCGCAAAGUCGCCCAUACCAAGCGUAAUGCCUUCCAAAGGGUCACAGCAUGGUUCAAAUGGAACUCUGGAGCCAUUUUACCUGUCUCGACGCCAACAUCCCAAGGUAGUCAACAGUCGUCUGGUGUGGGUGGCAACAACCGAGUUCAACAGGGGGUGGCUACUGCAGAGCAGAACAACAUCCCGCCUGUGACUAUUGAUGAUCUGAGGAUCUUAUUUGGAGUACCCAUGGGACUUAAGACGCUAAAUGUGAUCCCGAUCCCGGUCAACCAACCAGACAGCAACGUUUUUCCACAACUGAAGGCCGAGUAUAGAAGAAUGCGUGGCCGAUGGAGAGCUUGGUUCUCUUUCUGGCAGCUCAGUCACUGCAAUUUCGUCAAGAUUGAUCUCCCACCGCCUGUCGGUGACACUAAUAGUUUGUUUUGUUAA